Paramecium tetraurelia is the source of this 891-nucleotide messenger RNA. RefSeq lists its product as uncharacterized. The transcript is spliced from 7 exons. The record is from RefSeq and is a predicted model, not a curated record. NCBI's taxonomy places the organism in Eukaryota, Ciliophora, Oligohymenophorea, Peniculida, Parameciidae.
AUGAAUUUAGACGAUGUUUAUAAUUGGAUUCUGAAUCAUAAGAAUAACUAUCCUGGAAAACACCAAGAAUCUCAACCAAGAACUCUUUAAUCAUACAAGCCUUUAGAAGCAAAAGCAUAAUUUCAUAUUGUUAUUAGAGCUACUGCUGAAUAUAUCAAAGAGAAAAUGCUCAACGGAAAUGGUGUCAAUUUAAAAGAGUUUGGAGCAUUUACAAUGGAAAUAAUAUCAGAUUACGUUAAACCACUCUAGCAUUCUGGUUUUAAAAUGACUGAAGAUUUAGACAUCCAAAGAGCUGACCGUAAACAUGUACACAAAAUUAGACCAUGCUUUAUUCCAGAUAAUUAAUUCAAAUACUUCCUAUAGAGAUAUCCUGGAAAGGAAGAAGUUUCUAAACCUUAGAGUCAACAUUCAAUAUAUUAAAAGGGAUUUGGGAUGAAUUUUUGUAAUGCAGGACCCAUAGCUGCGUCAUGUUAUUUAGGUAAGGAUGUUGUGCAAUCCAUACAUUACUCUUUAGUAAAGGCUAUUCAAGAUUUAACCAGACUUGGACAUGAUUUACAUAUUGAUUUUGGAUUUAUUAAAAUAAGUGUCGUAAACAAAGAUCUAAAAUAUAAAUAUGAAUAAUCAUUUAUAAAUAGGUUGAAUUAGACUGAUUACGAAUUGAAAAUGCGUAAGUCAGAUAUGGCUACAUCUCAACAUUGGAGGGCAACUUCAGAGGAGAAGUGGUCUAAAAGUACUCUAAACAAUUUACUAACCAGACCUAAUCCCACUCAAGUCUAAGAAAAUUAUGAAAAGUCAAUGGCCCUUAAGAUUAUGUCAUUAGAUCUCAAUACUGCCGAACAAACAAAUUAUAGUAAAAAUUAGAAAGUUAAGUUGCCAGCAUUAAAUAAAUGA